Daldinia caldariorum is the source of this 2335-nucleotide messenger RNA. RefSeq lists its product as uncharacterized. The record is from RefSeq and is a predicted model, not a curated record. Gene Ontology annotation, cellular component: membrane. The transcript has 7 exons. Gene Ontology annotation, molecular function: magnesium ion transmembrane transporter activity; cobalt ion transmembrane transporter activity; cobalt ion binding. Bases 238 to 1950 code for a protein of 570 amino acids. Gene Ontology annotation, biological process: metal ion transport; transmembrane transport. NCBI's taxonomy places the organism in Eukaryota, Fungi, Ascomycota, Sordariomycetes, Xylariales, Hypoxylaceae.
GAACCGCCCUGUGACAGGCACCGAAUGCAUCGAAUAGCUGAGAAGUGUAGAAAGUCCGUAUUGCACUAUCAUAGCCUCGUUCGAAUUCUUUUUCUCUUUUACAAUGUAGGAGUACUAUCUAUAUAAAAUAUAAAUCCCGUCAUGAGUUUCAAUCUAACUACCUACCUAUUGUCCGUAUUAUAACUUAGGUAUUCAUACUUGAAGCUUAAGAGCAGUAACCAGUAAUUCUUAUCCCACAUGAUGGCGUCCAGUAAUGAUACAACCCCUCCCGACAGCCCUGGGUCUGUCUUUUAUGACUUUGACUUGGAGGAAGUCUUCAAGUUGGCCGAGAAACACGUGAGAGAUGAGGAAAGUAAGAAUUUCGUUGUCGAGUACGGGUUUGAAAGAGCGCGGAUUGCGUUCGACUUCGAUCUAGACGACGCCAAGAAGCUUCUCCUUGACCAAGAUCCCGACGAGAAAAAAGACUACCCUAUCCGGUGGAUCAAUAUAUGGGAUCCCAGCGCGCAGGCAGAUAUCAUGACAGCUAUUAGCAAAAGAUAUGAAUUCUCGCGCAGGCUACUCGGCCUGAUGAUGACUUCAAGGACGCAGAGGGAGGAGAUACGACAACAUAGGCACAGAAGGAGAGUCACGAUUCCUCAUCUACGAACAGCCAGAGAUUUAGAGAAAGGUGAAUGUAUACACGGCGACUUUCCCAUAAAUCCUCUCGCUUCCGCAGAGCUUAACGACAACAUUGCUCUAUAUUUACAAGUAAAGGACACGGUCAACUACUUCUCUACAGACCAAACUCCAAAGGCUUUCUGCAUCGGCGCAAAUUGGUUGCAUAAACGACCAACCUCAGAACGUACACACCCCCGUAUCAACAUAAUGCCUCCCAAGCACUGGCAAUGGCUCGUACUCUGUAACAAUCACACUGUUCUGUCGAUUCAUGAGAAGCACUCAUUUGAGCCAGUGCCGGAUAAGGAGGACAAGGAAAACUGGCGUAGCGCCGAGUUCCAGUCCAUGAGAGCCCAUACCUUAGAUGUUCUUCUACAGCUUUCCAAAUGUGGGUAUGAGAUGUAUAAGGACAAGCCACUCGCCCAGAUCUCAGCUCGGAGCUCACUCGAGACGCCUAAGCCAGAAGUAAACAGACAACAAUCGGGGAUGUCCUUUUUCAGCAAUAGCGACAUAGGAAGUUUAGCCGACGAAGGGACAAGUAACCUCUUCUACUACUUAUUUGAAGACUAUGUUGCAGCGGGUCCUCUCAAGGCCGCAGAACAGGAGUUAGAAGAUCUGACCGAAAAAGUGCUAGAGAGUACGCAUCGGAAAAAGGUGUCCAAGAGCUACGAAAUCAUACCUUCGUUGCACUAUUUAAGCAAGGAUCUUCGAGAGUUUAAGCACCUGUUCGAAAACUAUAAAAACCUAAUCAACAAGAUUAUGGUGGUGGGGAAACCUGACUUGCAUCAUAAUGGCCCUUUAUCUUUCGAUGGGGAACGCAGAGUAUCCCUGACGAACUCGGCGCUCAGCCGAUUUGAGAGGUUGAGCGACCGGCUUCAGUAUCUUAUGCUGAACACCAUCGAAGGAUAUCUCGAAGAGAUAGGGGCUUUGUCAACGACGUACUUCAACUUAACGCAGCAAAAGGACUCGCAGGCAACGGCAAGGCUCACAAGAAGCGCAACGUUGCUGGCUAAACUCAGCGUUUUCUUCCUACCGAUUAGUUUUAUGACGAGCUACUUCUCGGUGCAGAUCGAGGACCUCUAUGUGUACUGGACUGGCAAGAUGUACUGGACGGCGUUUGCAGUGAUAGCGAGCGUGUCUUUUGUAAGUCUGUUUUUCUUCAGCAGGCUACUCAUGUUCGCGAGCGAUGAAUUGGAUGCUUGGGCGGCUACUACGGCGGAAUGGGCGAAUAAGUUCCUUCAGACUAUACGGACUUGGUUGAGACUUAGACCUAAGGAUGGGCAUCACGAUGGUUAAGGAUAUUAUAUAUAGACACGGGGCUUUGCUUUGAAUUGGGAUGUACUAACGGUUAACGGCACGGGUAUGAUGGACAAAAUUGUAUGGCAGGAUGUCGUACUUGGUUACUUAUAUGAUGUAAUGAGCUCUUAGACCGAGAGGGGAAAUUAAGCUCGUGACUUUUUUUUCGAGUGGGAUGAAAAUACACAUGUAUGCACUACCUACUACCUCGCAGUAUGCUGCUACGUGGUAGGGAGGUUGCGACCUAUUCCCAAGAUUUAGGCGUUCUAGGGCUGCAGCUACCCCUGCGUCCCCUAGUUUUAGUUCGAUAGUUGGUCCCUGACCACCACUAAGGUGCUGUAGGUACCUCCUGCAAGGUGUCCAACUGUCGAUCAACUUCCUUUGC